Molecule: messenger RNA, 3088 nt
Organism: Eucalyptus grandis
Lineage: Eukaryota; Viridiplantae; Streptophyta; Magnoliopsida; Myrtales; Myrtaceae
Product: probable receptor-like protein kinase At5g24010
Exons: 1
Coding region: 202-2742 (846 amino acids)
Biological process (GO): protein autophosphorylation
Cellular component (GO): plasma membrane; plasmodesma
Molecular function (GO): ATP binding; transmembrane receptor protein tyrosine kinase activity
Source: RefSeq, a predicted model, not a curated record
AAAUUCAUCCACUCCCCACAUGAGCCACUCAUCUCCAGCUGAGAAUUAUCUUCUGGCCCAACUUCCAGUGCCUGAUAGGCAAUCUCAAGUCAACGCAAACUGAAACUACUUGAUCACAAUUCACGGACCAAUCUCUCUCUCCCUCCCUCUCUCUCUCUCUCUCUCUCCCGAAGCAGAGUUUCAUGCUCUUCCUCUGGUUCGAUGGCAAAGCUUCACAUCAUCCAUGGAGUCCACACCCCUGGCUUCAUUCUCUUCUUCGUCUCUCUUCAGUUCCCACUUCUUCUCACUCUUUCCUCGACCUGCACAACUCAGACCAGUUACUUCAUCAAUUGUGGAUCAAGCAAAAGCCUGAACUAUUCCGACAGGGUCUUUGUCGGGGAUACGAGUUCUGACUCCAUCUCCUUCACAAAACAGAGUACCUCCACGCAAUCCAGCAACCAAUUCUCGACCGUCUCAGAAAUCUACGACACAGCAAGAAUCUUCGGAAGCCCUUCGUCGCAAUACGUUCUUGAUGUAAAUGAUAAAGGUACUCACAUCGUGCGACUCCACUUUCUCCCUUUCGCUUCCACAAGAAAUCUCUCUGAGGCUGUGUUCAAUGUCUCAGUAAGGGGGCUCACCCUUCUCAGCGAUUUCCAAAUUCCCGGUAGUACCAACUCUCCUGUAGUGGAGGAGUUCUUGCUUAGCAUAAAUAGUAAUAAGUUUAUACUUUAUUUUAGUCCUCAAGGGUCAUCCUUCGCAUUUAUAAAUGCCCUUGAAGUGUUCCUUGUGCCCGAUGGAGUCAUUCCUGGUUCUGCUCCGAGUGUGGGCAUUUCAGGGAAAAAUAGCGGCAACUACAGUGGAAUUCCCUCCCAAGUCUCACGAACAGUUUACCGAAUAAAUGUCGGUGGCGAUGAAGUAACUCCGGUUUAUGAUCCUUUGUGGAGAAGUUGGGAUCCUGAUGAUAAUUACAUUUAUCCCCCAAAUGCUGCAAAAGAUACAGCUGGCUAUGGGAGAAAUCUUAAUUACCAGGAUGGUUCUCUAGACAGAUGCUUACCAUCGGAACGCAUUUACCUGACUGCUAAGGAGAUGAAUGCAUCUGCUUGGCCAUUACACCCCAACACCACCUGGGGUUUUAACGUGAGUGCCAACGUCCCACACUUGGUCCGGGCUCAUUUCUGCGACUUCAUUAGCCCGUCUCUCAACACAGUGUACUUUAAUCUCUACAUUUAUGAGAAUUUCGCUGAGUUCAUCGACCCGUAUAAUAAAGAAGGGUUUCGUGAGGAUGCAGUUCCUUUUCAUUAUGAUUACGUAGUUCAACCGGGCAGCUCAGGGUUAGUGAACAUGAGCAUUGGCCUCCUUAGUGCAUCAGAGACAACGUCUCAGCAGGCCUAUCUCAAUGGCCUGGAGAUAAUGGAGAUACUUGGGUCGUGGGACUCACAUUUUGUGCCAUCUGGGGGCGAAAACCAGAAUAAGCACAUUAGCCUCAUAAUUGGUCUAGUUUCCGGAAGCAUCUUGUUUCUCUGCAUAUUUGUAUCUGCAGCGAUCUUCAUAUGCAAGCAUAGAAAGCCAAAGAGAACAGAAAUUUCGGUUUGGUCACCAUUACCUGCAUUCGGAGGAGGCAGUUCUCACAGUAGACUGAUUGAGCAAAGUAACCAUGACUCCAUCGUCCCUAAUUUUCACCUGGGACUGAAAAUACCCCUCGCUGAAAUCCAUUUUGCUACCAACAAGUUCGAUAGCAAACUUUUGAUCGGGAAGGGUGGAUUUGGCAAUGUCUACAGAGGAACUCUCAGGGACGGCACCAAAGUUGCCAUAAAACGGAGCGAGCUGGGGUCAGGACAAGGCUUCUCCGAGUUCCAAACAGAGAUCACCAUUUUGUCCAAAAUCCGCCAUCGCCACCUCGUCUCCUUAAUUGGGUAUUGUGCUGAACAGUCCGAGAUGAUACUUGUUUACGAGUUUAUGGAGAAGGGGAGCUUAAGAGAUCACCUGUACAAUUCCGAUUUCCCAUACUUACCAUGGAAGCAAAGGCUCGAGAUCUGUGUUGGAGCAGCCCGGGGCUUGCACUACCUCCACAGAGGCGCGGCUGGAGGAAUUAUUCAUCGGGACAUCAAGUCCACCAACAUUUUGCUUGAUGAGAAUUAUGUUGCGAAGGUUGCUGACUUUGGUCUCUCCAAGUCGGGGCCUCUUGAUCAAAGUCAAACCCAUGUGAGUACGGGGGUCAAGGGCACCUUCGGGUACCUCGAUCCAGAGUACUUUAAGACCCAACAGCUGACGGAAAAAUCAGAUGUGUACUCAUUCGGAGUGGUUCUUCUCGAGGUGCUAUGUGCUCGGCCUGCUAUUGUCCCUUCGCUUCCUAGAGAAGAGGCGAACUUGGCCGACUGGGGCAUUAGGUGCAUCCAGAAAGGAACCAUCGAGCAAAUAGUGGACCCCGUUCUUGCUGGUGAGAUCAAUCCCAACUCGCUGAAGAAAUAUGGGGAGGUUGCUGAGAAAUGCUUGCAAGAAGAGGACGAAGAGAGGCCUAGCAUGGGGGAUGUGCUCUGGGACUUGGAAUACGCCUUGCAGCUUCAGCAAACUGCAGUGAAAAGAGGGAUGUACGACGACAGCACGACUGACGGUUCGUCGAUAUUGACUCUUUCAAAUGUGAGGAAGCUCCCAUCAUUUAGCACAGACUUGGAGGAAGAGGGCGUGAGCAAAGAAUGGGCGGAUAGCUCAGAGACGUCCACGACUGGAGUUUUCUCCCAGAUGAAGAUUGAUGAAGCCAGAUGAGUUUCACUGUGCAGUAUAUUUAUUCAACGUGUUUCCGAGUAGUUUUCAGAUAUGAAUUGUAUUUAUCUGAUUUAAUGAUAGUUGGGGCUGUUGUAACGUGUAAGCGUAUAAUUGUUUAUUGUACAAGAGAGGGCGACACUGGACCGUGAUAGAUGGGAAAGUGAGAGAGAUUGCACGCCUCUUAGUUGAAGACCUUGAAUAAGCAUUUGUUUCACAGAUUGCACCCCGGAUGUCUUGCUUUGUAAUGCUAGAUGGCUUUUAUAGUAAUGUGCUAUUACAAGAGAUUGCACACCCUGUUUUAUUAUUCUAUUUAAAAGAUUUAAUUUAGACUCGAGGUUUCAACUCA